AUGGUGUUAGUGCUUCCUGACUUUGUCAACUUCCACGAAGUUCCUACACGGCUGUCCCUCAGAGAUCCUCCCCACCAGUCCCUGCUGGAGGUGCCACUAUUGCCCGAGUUCUUGGCUUCAUCUCAGAAAAUGUAUGGGGCUGACUUGGCUAGCGUGGAUUUUCAACAUAGCUCUGAAAAUGCCAGGAAGGAAAUAAACCAGUGGGUCAAAGGGCAGACAGAAAGGAAAAUUCCAGAACUGUUGGCCUCAGGCGUGGUUGAUAGCAUGACUAAACUUGUGCUGGUGAAUGCCAUCUAUUUCAAAGGAAACUGGGAGGAGCAAUUCUUGAAAGAUGCCACAAUCGAUACACCAUUCAGAUUGAAUAAGAAAGACACAAAAAUAGUGAAAAUGAUGUAUCAGAAGAAUAAAUUUCCGUAUGGCUACAUCAAGGAACUUAAGUGCCGUGUGUUAGAACUGCCUUAUGAGGGCAAGGAGCUCAGUAUGGUUAUUCUGUUUCCAGAUGACAUUGAAGACGAUUCCAUGGGUCUGAAAAAGAUUGAGAAACAACUGACUGUGGAAAAAUUGAAAGAGUGGACCAAACCUGAGAAUCUGGAUGUAGUUGAUGUCAAUGUCUACUUGCCCAAGUUCAGGCUGGAAGAGAGCUACAACCUCAACUCUCCCCUGGCCCGCCUAGGGGUGCAGGAUCUCCUUAAUAGCAAGGCUGAUCUUUCUGGCAUGUCAGGAUCCAGAGAUAUUAUUAUGUCAAAAAUUGUCCACAAGUCCUUUGUGGAAGUGAAGGAAGAGGGCACAGAGGCAGCAGCCGCCACGGCAGGCAUUGCCACCUUCUGUAUGUUGAUGCAGGAGGAAACUUUCCAUGCCGACCGUCCCUUCCUUUUCUAUAUUUGGCAAAAAUACGUAGCUGACAUACUCUUCAUAGGCGAAUUUGCUUCUCCUUAG
Messenger RNA from Choloepus didactylus (southern two-toed sloth), 936 nucleotides. RefSeq names its product leukocyte elastase inhibitor-like. NCBI's taxonomy places the organism in Eukaryota, Metazoa, Chordata, Mammalia, Pilosa, Megalonychidae. Gene Ontology annotation, biological process: negative regulation of endopeptidase activity. The transcript has 2 exons. The coding region runs from base 1 to 936 and encodes 311 amino acids. The record is from RefSeq and is a predicted model, not a curated record. Gene Ontology annotation, molecular function: serine-type endopeptidase inhibitor activity.